AUGCUACCCUCAAUAUCGCUGGCGGCCCUAUGGCUGGCAGCCGCAUCGCCCGCGCUCGCCGCCUCGGGCAAAGCAGGCACCAUUGAAGAGGCCGGGGAGACCCAAGUCAGCGCUAUGAUGAUGUUCCUGGGCAACACCGAGAAAGUGUAUAUCCUAGACAAAGCGGAGGGUAACGCCGCGCAGGUGAACGGCCACCCAGCCUGGGGUGCAGUCUGGGACAUUGCUGCGCGUACGGCAGAGGUGAUGGAUGUCAAAACGAACGUUUUCUGUGCGUCUGGAAUG
Molecule: messenger RNA, 282 nt
Organism: Schizophyllum commune H4-8
Lineage: Eukaryota; Fungi; Basidiomycota; Agaricomycetes; Agaricales; Schizophyllaceae
Exons: 3
Source: RefSeq, a predicted model, not a curated record